Molecule: messenger RNA, 1304 nt
Organism: Megalops cyprinoides (Indo-Pacific tarpon)
Lineage: Eukaryota; Metazoa; Chordata; Actinopteri; Elopiformes; Megalopidae
Gene: lsm11
Product: LSM11, U7 small nuclear RNA associated
Exons: 4
Coding region: 1-1068 (355 amino acids)
Biological process (GO): mRNA 3'-end processing by stem-loop binding and cleavage
Cellular component (GO): U7 snRNP
Molecular function (GO): U7 snRNA binding
Source: RefSeq, a predicted model, not a curated record
AUGGAGGAAAGAGAAAGAGAAAUUGGAGAUAAGAAGUGUCUAGGAAGACAAACGGGAGAAAUCGAAUCAACCAGUAGCGUUCCUGACCGCCCGACUACUGCUGCGGAAGGGGGCAGUGAUCGGAAAGCAGAAGAUGAGAUAGACUCGAAGUUGGACGUUAGUUCUGAUCAGUUUGACCCAUUGCUUGCGUUGUAUUCCCCACAAGUUCCCUUGCCUUACCCCAAUAUCAAGUGCUUCAACAACAUCGCCGAGUAUGAGAGCUUCCUUAAAGGAGGCCGUGGAAGGGCCAAGCCAGAGAAUGUGGAGAAACGGCUCAGGAAAGCGCAGAAAGGUGUUCCGGACCCAGAGAGGAUAGAGAGACUGAAAAAGCUUAUGGUGAAUGUGCCGUCAGAGGAAGCAGGGAGCAGCGGUAACAGGAGGCCUCCCCGAAAACAGAAGGCAGCCAAAAAUGUCCUGACAAGGAUGCCCCUGCACAAAGGCAGUCCGCUUGGAGAGCUGCACCGCUGUGUCCAGGAGAGGAUACGGGUCAAAGUGCACAUCCGCACCUUCAAGGGACUCCGUGGUGUGUGCUCUGGCUUUGUGGUGGCCUUUGACAAGUUCUGGAACAUGGCUAUGGUGGACGUGGACGAGACGUACAGGAAGCCACUUCUAGGGGAGGCCCUGCACCAUGACCGGGCUCUCACUGUGACCAGGCUCUUCGACAGGCUGAAGCUGCAGGACAGCCCAGAGUCUUGCGGGGCCGAGCAGAAGAAGAGCAGUUCUGGCCAUGCUCAAGGAAAAGGGAUCACCCCGAAAGAACCCGCAGGAGACACCCCCACCCCUCACUUGCGCCGGUCUCCGCGGAAAGGUGUCAGGGCGGACGCCAGGUCGGCCCCGGCAGGAGAGGGAGCGCCGAAUCGUGGCGGCGAGGGGCGGACGGCUGUGUCCGAGAGGCGGGGCUCCAGGACUGAGAAAGGCCCUCGGGAAAAAGCGUCACAGCCCAAAGUGGACUAUCAGUGGGUACACACACGCCACAUAAACCAGCUCUUCAUUCGUGGAGAAAAUGUUCUGCUCGUCAACUUACAUUAGUAGAAUAAAUCUGUUCAUCUCAGAUGGGCGGCACUGUGUUUCUGCUCAGGCAUUCGACGACAUUAAUAUACAGUCACACAUCCUAUGUACAAACAGCAUCGUAGUUCUUGCGUCAGGGAUUUUUAUGUUUCUAACCUUAGAACACUGAGUCAUGAAAAAAUAAAUGAUCUGAUUGAUUCAUGUUCUGUUUCUGCUGUCCAAACCGAGAUAUGUAUUAUAACUGAGCAUGGCACCCA